CGCAGAUGUCCUGUGCGAAUGGACCCUUUUGUUUACAUACGAGAGCAAGUCCGCCAGAAGUUGCUCAAAGCGAACCUGUGCUCUAAACACGUCAAAGACGCAUCUUCCUUCAUCCUUACUCUGGGCGAGCAUGCUGAAAAUAUUGGGAAAUUGUGGCUGGAACUAUUUCAAGCAUCGGAAGAUCCAGCCUCACAACUGGCACUUUUAUACGUGGCCAAUGAAAUCCUCAUCAAAUGCUCCAAGUAUGGCGUCCCCGAAUUCAAAGACGUGUUUCGACCAUUUGUCACGGAGGCCGUGAAACACUUAAGACCGGGUCAUUUAGUGCCGAAACUAUCGAAGUUGUUCAACUAUUGGCUACGAUACCGGCUGUUCGAAACACAUUUUGUACAACAGCUCCUGGAUGGAUUGGCGCAAACCGGACCGCCAGGGAAAAAGCGUGUCGCUGCCGAUCCGUUGGAGGUAUCGGACGACUCGGUCAAAGAUUUCCACCCUGAAAAUCUCACCGAUUCGUUGCGUAAGUUGAAGCAAACGGAAGAGGAACUACAAGACCAAUCGAAACCGGAUCUACAGCAUUUAUACGUGAAUCUCCCGAUUUCGAACAUCGUUUCUUCCCUGAAGAGCAAGGAAGAGAGUCGGGUUUUAUCGCGUCGAGUUGAGCUUUGCUGCAAGAAUUUAGACUCGUACAUCAAGCGUCGUACGGAAUAUUUGGAGCAGUUAAUCUCAAUUUCCCGACUAGUGGAGAUGGCUGAGCAUUUCUACGAGACACAACAUAAAGAAGUCGCCAUUGUGGUGAACGCUUAUAGCGCCUAUGGGAAGCGUGUUUCAAAAACGCUGGAGAAGGCCGAGGGUUGCGUUGGGAUAACCUCUCCCAAAGCAUCGAUCGUUGAUGGAAAAGCCGCACAAUACGAGGUGAAUUCUUCUCCAAAACCGACUACGACUCCCCAGUCUAAGUUGGAGAGUGACGAUGAAAAGUUUGAUAACUUUGGUGACGACUUUGCCAACGAUGAUGACAGUGAUUUUGAGUCCGGUCCGACGGUGAGCGCCAACAAUCCAUAUGUAAACAAUGUUGUCUACCACCCUUCGCCAAUUCAGCCACUGAAAGAGACAGAACCACGGACUUCGCCAGACAAAGUGAUGACAAAGACGGAACCCGUAGUAACAGACACUGGACCUGAGAAGCCAGUCUCUACGGUCGCUUCCGUCAAUACCCCACCCACGGUGCCAGAUAUCGGGGCGCCUUUUGCUUUUCAUCCAAUCCAAAACGCUUCAGGUGAUGUUGACUAUCGACCCUUACUCGAUCCUACCUUCCAAAGUCGGUUUAAAGGUGGCGUGAAAAGCGCCAUCACCACAAACUCCGAGCCGAGUGGAACUGUGAAUGUUACAAGCCCUGCCACUACGACCCUGAAAGAUUCACAACCCCCAGCAGAACCAGCUUCACAUCACCUGUCUACUUCGGUUUGCCAUGACGACGAUGGGGACAGUAUGGAAAUGUCGGAUGACGAUGAACCUGCAGAGCUAAAAGAAGCUGCGGACCAGAAUCGCAAGCCGGCUGAGCUGGUGUUAGAAGCUGGUCCGCUGGACCCAUCCGCUGUCGACACUGGGGACCGGGACUGGCGUCUGCUCACAAAACCACUUGCCAAAUCCAAAUCAGCUCCGCCCUGCAAACCUGUGUUUGAUCAUUCCACUAUUCCAUCAGCACCUAUUCGGGUGGACCCGUGGCGCUCACGGUUUCCACAGCCGCCAGCAUACUUGCCGGGAUCGGUGCCUCAACCGCCUAAUCCGUUUACACUGAGUCCAGCUAUUCCAAUCCCCCCUCCACCACCACCACCCAAAUUUAUCAGACUUUCUCACACUGAUCAGAUCUCUCAGGCGCCACGUUUUUCCAGCCCUUCCAUCUCUGAGCCUCGACUCCCACCUCCACACCACCCACCACCUCCGCCUCCCGUCAGCAUGAACAACUUGUCAACGGUGCACUUUGCACCGGGUCCACGACUGCCUGGGGGUGUCACACCAUCUUUCCCGAAACUUCACUCAGAGCAUAGCCUUCCCUUCCCUCGCCCCACCGCGGCCAAUCAUCCCAGUCCGAUAAAUCGCGAGCCACUUCCAGUUGUCCAAGGGGAACAAUCGCCCGCUGUUCCUGUAUCUUCAGAGUCUCGUUGCUCACCCGUCUCCAUGUUCGGUCCGUCUGACUCCGAUGAUCGACUAUUGCCGGCAAAAAUAGAACCUUCUCCUGCCACCACACCUCAGGAAGAAGUGGGCACCAACGUCAAAUCCGUGGUUGAGUCCGAUUCGACUUCAGUGACCGUCGCAGGCUUCAACGAACCUCCCAGUACUCAGAACCAAAUGGAUAUAGAAGAUCCGUUUGCUGUCAUUUCACGACUCACAGGAUUGUCCAACUUAGUUAAAAGCCUCUCCGCCAAAAAUGAAACUAGCUCAACAACCUCUUCAACUGUUGGGCAAGCGGUGCCUCACUACAGUCCAAGCGGCACGACAGAUUCUACACCGAAGGUGCAGCAGCCCCUCGCCACUAAAUCGACGGACUGUGACAUGCGACAGACUCCACAGACGGAGCCCGUGACAGUUCAGCGACUACUGGAGACGUUCGGACUCCGACGAUCUGCGGAACAACCUUCAUCGUCUUCAAAUUCAAACGGAGAGCAGCAUUCAAAUGGAGCAACAUUGACAAACCCCUCGGUGUCCGCUCCUAUCAUUGCUAGUGUUAACCAAACGCCAGUGCUCAGUCCUCAGUCAAACUCACCAAGUGAUGUAGAAGUUAUCGAGUCGUUCACACAGUCGGCCAAUGAGGGUAGUUCACCCAGUGGCGGUGAAACACCUACUCAAGAUGAGCAUGGUGAAAACCAUACAGACGCUCCUCUACCAGUCAGUCUCGCCAACUUGCUUUUACCCAAACCCAGUACGGGUUCUGUCACCGGUACUCCGCUGUUCGCAAUGCCAGAGCAUUUGUCGUCCAUCAGUUCACCUGUGGCGCAGCCGACUUCCGGUUCUGUUGGAAUACCUGUAUCGUCGCAUGACGCGGUCAACGUCACAUCGGUCAAUCCUUCAAAUUCUCCAAUGACACUCCCGAACAACAUAUUCGGUCCGCCCAGCAGUUGGAGUCGACUCCCUAUGGUUGGAACUCCAAGUCUGGUAUCCCUGCCAUUUGCACAAAUUUCCACAUCCAGCGUUAGCCCUCAAAGAGCCCCAAUUUCCACUGUGUCGUCAACUUUCUCACCUGUCGUUUCUGGCACUGCCCAACAAAUCUACUUACUCCAGUCCAGCCAACAGCAGCAAAUCAAUUCUAUAGCAGCCGGGUUGGCCCAUGGCGCGCCUAGCUUAUGGCACAGCUUCACUUCACCCCUCCUACCACCUACCACAUUUGCCAGUUUUCUUCCAACUGGUCAGCAACCCCCACAACCAAGUCUACUCAAUCUUCAGCUGUUUAAUCGACCGCGACCCCCAAACUCUUAAUGUACCACUGGGGGGAGGUAUGCGACGUCCCAUCAGCCAAUCACAGAUAUAUUCGCCUACGUGUAUUUUCUACUCUCCAUCCACGGACACGGACAACACGUUUGCUCUGGCCUCCCCUUUCAAAGCCCCACGUCUACUCCCUUCGUGCGUGCUGUGGCUUAUUUGUACACAAUGACCUAUUCCCCUGGUCUGCAUUCUAUGCUUUUGUCCACCACCUACUACUUUGCGUUAGAUAAAAUUCUGC
This is a messenger RNA of Opisthorchis viverrini, 3712 nucleotides long. RefSeq lists its product as hypothetical. The transcript has 12 exons. The coding region runs from base 19 to 3468 and encodes 1149 amino acids. NCBI's taxonomy places the organism in Eukaryota, Metazoa, Platyhelminthes, Trematoda, Opisthorchiida, Opisthorchiidae. The record is from RefSeq and is a predicted model, not a curated record.